This is a messenger RNA of Nestor notabilis (Kea), 1167 nucleotides long. RefSeq names its product sorting nexin 33 (gene SNX33). The record is from RefSeq and is a predicted model, not a curated record. NCBI's taxonomy places the organism in Eukaryota, Metazoa, Chordata, Aves, Psittaciformes, Psittacidae. Gene Ontology annotation, molecular function: phosphatidylinositol binding; protein binding. Gene Ontology annotation, cellular component: cytoplasmic vesicle; plasma membrane. Gene Ontology annotation, biological process: endosomal transport; mitotic cytokinesis; endocytosis. The transcript is spliced from 4 exons.
AUGGCGUUGAAAUCCAGAGCGCUUUACAACUUCCAGAGCUAAAACAAAGAGGAGAUCAGCAUCCAGGAGAACGAGGAGCUCGUCAUCUUCAGCGAGAACUCCCUGGAUGGGUGGUUACAGGGUCAGAACAGCCGCGGGGAGACCGGCCUCUUGAACCUCAACCGCUUCUCCUGCGUCGUCCGCUCGGGGGUGGAAGCCUUCAUCCUGGGGGACGUGCCCCUCAUGUCCAAGAUUGCGGAGGUGUACUGCAUCGAGAUGGGCUCCAAAGGUCCCCAGUGGAGGGCCAACCCUCACCCCUUCAUCUGCUCCGUGGAGGACCCAACUAAACAAACCAAGUUCAAGGGCAUCAAGAGCUACAUCUCCUACAAGCUGACCCCCAGCAACAUCAACUCGCCCGUGUACCGUGUCCUCUCCCAGUACGAGGGCUUCCAGCACUUCCUUUGCUGCCGCGACGAGAAGCAGUGGAAGCUGGGCAAGCGCCGGGCGGAGAAGGAUGAGAUGGUGGGCGCCAGCUUCCUCCUCACCAUCCAGAUCCCCACGGAGCACCAGGACCUGCAGGAUGUGGAGGACCGCGUGGAUGCCUUCAAGGCCUUCAGCAAGAAGAUGGACGACAGCGUCCUGCAGUUGACCAACGUGGCCUCGGAGCUGGUGCGCAAGCACGUGGGGGGCUUCCGGAAGGAAUUCCAGAAGCUGGGCAAUGCCUUCCAAGCCAUCAGCCACUCCUUCCACAUGGACCCCCCUUACAGCUUGGAUGCCCUUAACAAUGCCAUCUCCCACACGGGCAAGACGUAUGAGACCGUGGGGGAGAUGUUCGCUGAGCAGCCCAAGAAUGACCUGUUCCUCAUGCUGGACACACUCUCUUUGUACCAAGGGCUCCUCUCCAACUUCCCGGACAUCAUCCACCUCCAGAAAGGUAAGGGUGGCUUCUCUCCUGAGAGCCAGCGGAUGAGCGACGAGGGCAGGAUGGACCAGGAGGAGGCGGACGGGAUCCGCAAGCGCUGCCGCGUGGUGGGCUUCGCCCUGCAGGCCGAGAUGAACCACUUCCACGAGCGGCGCGUGGCCGACUUCAAGAGGAUGAUGCAGUCCUACCUGAAGCAGCAGAUCAUCUUCUACCAGCGCGUCAGCCAGCAGCUGGAGAAGACGCUGCGCAUGUACGACAACCUCUAA